ACUUGGCUAAUGUAUAUUUGUUUUAUACUUGCAAUAUGCAGAUUGACUAAGGAGCAUAUGCAGGCUGUGUGCAAGGUGGUGACCAAAUCUUCUGAAGAUGUCAAGCAGAGUAUAAGAAGAGCUCGCCAGAAGGCAUUGGAUACGAUGAAGAAAGCAGGUUCAAGUUUCCCAAAAGAUGAUGCCAAAAGAUUGGAGAAAGAAGUUGAUGAAUUGACUAAGAAGUUUAUCAAGUCGGCAGAGGAUAUGUGCAAGGCGAAGGAAAAGGAGAUUGCUGCAGGCUGAGUGGUGGCUUGUCGGUAUUCCAAAUAUCUCCGUUAGUACCGGUUUGUCUUCAUUUUGAAGGCUUUUACACCUCGAGUUCCAUAGUUGAGAAUUUUUAAGUUCUCAUCGUUGUUUGUAGACCUUAGAAUAAUGUAGUUAAACAAUUUUAGGGAUUAGAAACCACCAUGAGCAAGGCAAGUCUAUGUUCUGAGAAUGACAAGAAGAUUUAAUGUGGGAAAAAGAACCGUCACAAUUCCAUCUUGACAAUAGCUUUGACAUGAUAAUGGGAAUUCAGGGCCUCCUUAUUCCGAGGUAACAAUUGGAAGUGUAUUCAUUGCGUGUCUUGUGAUGUUUGAAACUGAAAAUGAUAAAUGGUUCAACCCUUUUGGUAAAGAACCAAAUGUCAUUAAACUAGGGGGAAAGAAAUGAUCUAGUUUGAAUUCUACCCAUUUCAUUAAAUCAUAUUGGGAGGCCUCAUUAUGACUAGCGGGACAAUAUCUUGGGUAAAAAGCAUAUCUCAAGUUUAGUUA
Messenger RNA from Camellia sinensis, 791 nucleotides. The record is from RefSeq and is a predicted model, not a curated record. NCBI's taxonomy places the organism in Eukaryota, Viridiplantae, Streptophyta, Magnoliopsida, Ericales, Theaceae.